AUGCCAUGGCUGGUGGAGCUGGUAUGGGAGGGAAGCGUGACUCUGGCCAUGCUGGGCAUGCAUAAACGUAAACGUCUUGCGGGUAUGGCCGCAGCUGCCCGUGUUGCUUGGUGUGGAUCGUCCAAGGACAGAUGGUGUGUCUGUACCAAGUGGGAGCGAGAACGCAACGUCGAGGGUCGGGUGUGUGGGAGGACGGGGACUGUCCUUGGAAGGGACGGACUGAAGGAUGAAGAUGCCCAACAGGAACAGACAGACCGGCUUGCCCCGAGCUGGCACAGAGGAGCGGAGGGAGGCAAGUCCUUUGCCGUCAAUACCCAAAGUCGGGCCAAGGAACCAACGGACCGGUCUCUCGCUAUGCGACGGCGGAACAAGGUUUCAGCCCCCGUCGGUACGUGGCUGGGGGAGGGGACUCAGCUUGCUGGUAGCCUCGACCAAAAGAGACAAGAAACGAAAAGGCGAGGGAAGAGCGAGGAAAACGCAGGUCCAGGCAAGAACAGCAAGAAGAAGGUUGAGGCGAGAAGAAGACUCAACUGGAGAGAGCCGGGUUUCAGGGAGUAG
Messenger RNA from Cordyceps militaris CM01, 558 nucleotides. RefSeq lists its product as uncharacterized. The transcript is spliced from 4 exons. Bases 1 to 558 code for a protein of 185 amino acids. The record is from RefSeq and is a predicted model, not a curated record. Lineage: Eukaryota; Fungi; Ascomycota; Sordariomycetes; Hypocreales; Cordycipitaceae.